Messenger RNA from Exophiala spinifera, 1584 nucleotides. RefSeq lists its product as uncharacterized. Gene Ontology annotation, biological process: ubiquinone biosynthetic process. The coding region runs from base 1 to 1584 and encodes 527 amino acids. Gene Ontology annotation, cellular component: mitochondrion. Lineage: Eukaryota; Fungi; Ascomycota; Eurotiomycetes; Chaetothyriales; Herpotrichiellaceae. The record is from RefSeq and is a predicted model, not a curated record. The transcript has 2 exons.
AUGCUGAACACGUACUCUCCGCAGUUAUGGCUCUCGCUCAGACCGUCGUCGGCGUUGUCGUCACAAAUCGCAACCCUUCUUGCCAAACCACGACCAUUGUUCGCGGCUGCGACAAGGCAUUCCCACCACGAUGCUGGUGCUGGUGCUGGUGCUGCGGGCGCGGCCAACAACGACCGACCUAGUCCCACGAUAGCCAUCAUUGGGUCUGGGCCUGCGGGCUUCUACACUGCGCACAAGGUGAUGCGAGAACUCAAGGGGACCAAAAUAGACAUGUACGAACAGCUACCUGUGCCGUUCGGUCUGGUCAGGUUCGGAGUGGCACCAGAUCACCCAGAGAAUGUCCAAGACACGUUCCAGGACAUUGCCGCGUCUCCUGACUACAACUUCAUCGGCAACGUGAACCUCGGGCACGACCUGCCUCUUCCAUUGCUCGCGAAACACUACGACGCGAUCGUGUUCGCGUACGGUGCGUCGCAGGAUCGCAAGAUAGGACUAGAAGGCGAAGACAAACCGCACAUAUACUCCGCGCGGGCCUUUGUAGGGUGGUACAACGGCCUUCCCGAGUACCGCGAUUUGAACCCGGACUUGACAGCCGGCGACACGGCCGUGGUCGUCGGACAGGGGAACGUGGCGCUGGACGUCGCAAGGACGCUGCUGAGCAAGCUCGACCAGCUGAAGAAGACGGACAUGACGGAAUACGCGCUCGACACGCUAUCUCGGAGCACCAUCAGGCACGUCCACGUCGUCGGCCGGCGGGGGCCCAUGCAGGCGGCGUUCACGAUCAAGGAAGUCAGAGAGCUACUGCAGCUUGACGACGUCAGUUUCGAACCGAUCCCCGAGAGGCUCUUCCCACAGGACCUGAAGAGCCUGCCCCGUCCCAAGAGAAGGCUAAUGGAGCUUCUGAAGAAGGGAAGCAGCCAGAAGCCCGGAGCCACGAAAUCGUGGUCGUUGGACUUCCUCCUCUCUCCGAAAUCGCUGUCCUGGUCGUCUUCGGAACCCGACAAGCUCGAAGGAGUCGUCUUUUCCAAGACGAAACUCGCAGAUCCCGACUCGCCCGACUCCAAAGUCACGAACACGGACGAAACACGGCUUGUCCCCACGUCGACGCUGUUCAGGUCGAUAGGGUACAAAGCCGAAGCCAUACCCGGCAUGCGAGAGAUCGGGGCCGACUUUGACGAGCAGAGGGGAACCAUUCGACACGACGGUUCCGGCAGGGUGCUGGCUCUCGGUGAGUCACAAAACGUCGCCGAGCAAAAGGCGAGCUUGUACUGCGCUGGCUGGGUCAAGCGUGGACCUACCGGUGUCAUCGCCAGUACCAUGACGGACGCCUUCGAGACCGCCGAGGCCAUCGUCCAAGACUGGAAGAAGGCGUUCGGGUCAGACCACGUCCCUCCCCGACCCAGUCGCGCAGGCUGGAAGGGUGUGCAAGCAGAUGCCGAGGCGCAAAAGCUACCUCUUCGACCUGUCCAUUGGUCCAGGUGGCAGAAGAUUGACGCCGCAGAGAAAUCCGUCGGUGCAGCUCACGGGAAACCGAGAGAGAAAUUCGGUAGUGUCGAUGAGAUGCUCAAAGUCUCCAAAGAGUGA